Molecule: messenger RNA, 2016 nt
Organism: Acanthamoeba castellanii str. Neff
Lineage: Eukaryota; Discosea; Longamoebia; Acanthamoebidae
Product: ATP synthase, putative
Exons: 3
Coding region: 1-2016 (671 amino acids)
Biological process (GO): proton transmembrane transport; ATP metabolic process
Molecular function (GO): ATP binding; proton-transporting ATPase activity, rotational mechanism
Source: RefSeq, a predicted model, not a curated record
AUGUAUGCCCUGCCCACCCAAACCGCCAGCCCACCACAUGAAGUGGCAGGCACCGUCCUCUCCAUCCGUGGAAGCCAGGUCCGGGCCGAGGGCCUGGUGGGUGUGGCGCUGGACGAGCUGGUGCGCGUGGGCCGCCAGGGCAUCUGGGGCGAGGUCGUACAGCUCGAGACCGACAAGACUCGCCACGGCGGCGCCGCAGUCGCCGUCAUCGAGGCCUUCGAGGAGACCGCCGGCAUCGCCGUGGGCGACCCCGUCGCCCGCACCGGCCGCCCGCUGUUCGUCGAGCUCGGCCCGGGCCUGCUCGGAAGCGUCGCCCGCUCGACGCCGUCAGAGACCACCAGCAGCCCGAGCCACAACAACAACGCGCCGAUGAUGGCCGGGCCGCCAGCAACUGGGGCCUUUGUGCCGCGCGGCCUCAAUCUGCCGGCGCUCAACCGCGACUUGAGGUGGUGGUUCGAACCGACGGGCGACUUUAGGGUGGGCGACGCCAUCGCCGCCGGCGACCUCUACGCCACCGUGCAGGAGAACGCGCUCUUCACCCACCGCAUCGCGCUGCCGCCCGACGCGCCCGGCGGUCGCAUCGCCUUCAUGGCCCAGCCCGACGCCUACACCGUCACCGACGUCGUGCUCGAAGUGGUCGACAUUAAUGCCCGGCGGCACCAGUACACGAUGAUGCAGACGUGGCCCGUGCGCCGGCGCCGGCCGACCGAGGCGCGCCGUCGGCCCGAGCGCCCGUUCUUGACCGGCCUGCGCUGCCUCGACGCCCUCUUCCCGUGCGCCGUGGGCGGCACCGCAGCGCUGGCCGGCGGCGUGCGGUGGUUCACGUCUAACGUGACCUUCUCCAUGGCCCGCCACGCGCGGGCCGACGUGAGCGUAUACGUCGGGUGCGGCCAGCGCGGGAACGACCUGGGCGAGACCCUUAUGGAGCUGCCCGAGAUGACCAUCUUCGACUCCCAGUCGGGCCGGCACGAAGCGGUGAUGAAGCGCACGAUUGUUGUGGCCAACCCGGCCAACGCGCCGCCCGCCGCGCGCGAGGCGUCGGUCCACACGGGCCUGGCCAUCGCCGAGUACCUGCGCGACCAGGGCUGCGACGUGGCGCUCACCGUCGACUCGCUCUGUCGGUGGUCGCACGCGAUUGGCAGCAGUACACGUCAGCAGCAACAGCCUCAACUGGGACAUUGGGACCGCGACGGCGUCGGUCGACAGCAAUUGGAGGGGCAGCUGGGCGCCAUGUACGAGCGGGCCGGGCGGUUCGUGUGCGCGGGCGCACCAGCGCGCGAGGGCACCAUCACGCUGGUCGCGAUCACGGCGGACUCAGGAUUGUCGAGACCCGGCGGCGGGGCCUGGGCCGAUGUCGACACGAUCACGGAGGCGGCCAAGGCCGUGGCCCAGACCGUCUGGGCCGCCGACCGGUCCACCCCGUUCAUGUCCAUCGACUGGCGCCAGUCGCGGUCAAACCUGUUCUUCGGCGCGUUGACCGGCGAAGACCACGACAACUACUACCGUCGACACAUCGCCGACGACUUUGUCGAGCUGCGCCGGGCGUGCCUGGACCUGCUUCGGGCCGAGGCCGACCUGGCCCCCCGCGUGGCCCAGGUCGGGCGCGACGGCCUGACCGAGCCCGAGCAGGUGACCCUCUACGCCGCCCGCCUGGUCCGCGAGGAUUUUCUGCACCAGAAUUUCUUUUCAUCGGCCGAGGCCCGGUGUUCGCUCUACAAGGCGGCCUGGAUGAUGCGCAACAUGGUCCUGCUGCGCUCGCUGGCCCAGGCCACGCUGGCGGCCAACGCAAACAAGAACAAGAACAAGAACAAGAACGAGAACGAGAUGAAGAUGAUGAAGAUGAAGAAGUACACGACGUGGCGGGAGCUGCGUGAGGCCGUGGGCGACCUGCUCUACCGGGCCAGCACGGCCAAGUACGAGGAGUUCGACGAUGGGCACAAGUUCGUUGAGUUGGGCGCGGAGCUGCGCGAGGCCUUCGCCGGUCUGGGCUGCCCUAUCUUCCUGCCCUCAGUGUAA